AUGGAAUUCCAAGAUGCUCCCCCGACUCAGGGGCAAAGCAAGCUCCGUAUCGUCACGGUUAUGAUAGCGCUGGCGCUAUCUAUGUUCGUGGCGGCACUCGAUCAAACUAUUGUUUCAACUGCGAUUCCCACUAUCGCUGCUCAUUUCCACUCGGCUGCUGGGUAUACUUGGAUUGGUGGUGCUUAUCUUCUUGCCAAUGCCGCUGGGGCCUGUAUCUGGGCUAAGCUUUCUGAUAUCUGGGGGCGGAAACCGAUCUUGCUCUUGGCCGUCGGGUGGUUCUUUAUUAGUUCCAUCAUCUGUGCCACAGCUGUCAAUAUGGAAAUGUUGAUUGCUGGUCGCGCAUUGCAGGGUGUUGCUGGAGGUGGUCUGCUGCAGCUUGUCACUAUCAUUAUUUCUGAUCUUUUUAGUGUUAGACACCGCAGCCUUUAUCUCGGUCUCAUGGAAGUGAUGUGGGCUUUUGCUGGAGGUAUCGGUCCUAUCCUAGGAGGUGCUUUCUCUCAAUACACAGGCUGGAGAUGGACAUUCUGGAUCAAUCUGCCUGUUUCUGGUGUCACCUUCGUUCUGCUCUUCUUUUUCUUGGAUGUGCAUAAUCCUCAAACAAAGAUCAUGGACGGAAUCCGGGCGAUCGACUGGUUCGGCAGUCUCUCAGUCUUGGGUCUCACCCUGAUGCUCCUAUUAGGGCUGGAUUUUGGAGGAGAGACCUUUGCAUGGAAAUCCCCCCAAGUGAUUUGCCUGAUCGUUUUUGGAUCUUUGUGCUCUUUGCUGUUUGUAUACAGCGAGAAGAAGCUUGCAAAGUAUCCUCUGAUGCCAUUGGAUAUCUUCUCUCGUCUGUCAAACGUUGCUACGCUCGCCGUUGCUUUCGCGCACGGAUUCGUCUUCAUUGCUGGUGAAUACUACAUCCCUCUUUAUCUCCAGUCGGUACACCAAGCAUCACCAAUGCGAUCAGGUGUCCUCAUUCUCCCACUCGUCAUCACCGAGGCCGUUGGAGGCAUUCUCUGCGGCGCCAUCAUUCACCGUACCGGUCGCUACCUCGAGCUCAUCUGGCUUGGCCUCGUUCUUCUGACGAUCGGAAGCGGACUUUACAUCAACCUAAAUGCGACAUCCUCAACCGCCGAGAUUGUGGGCUACCAAAUCCUCAGCGGUUUCGGCGCCGGCUUCCUCUUUCAAACCCCCAUCAUCGCUAUUCAAGCCAUGGUCUCCCAAGAAGACACCGCCACCGCUACAGCCACGCUCGGUUUCAUCCGUAACAUGGCGACAGCCUGCUCCAUCGUUAUCGGCGGUGUCGUCUUCCAGAACAGUAUGGGCGAGCAGCACUCGAACUUGUUGGCUUCUGGAAUGUCCGAAGAGAUGGCAGACAGAAUGUCUGGAGAUGCUGCUGCUGCAAGCAUUGAGUAUAUCAAGGAUAUCACGGACCCUGUGCAGCUGCUUGCCAUUAAAGAGGCCUUUGCUUGGAGUCUGCGGAACAUGUGGAUCUUGUAUACCUGCAUGUCUGUCCUUGGUGUUUUCUGCUCUGCUUUCAUUCUGAAGGCUAAGUUGAGCAAGGAGCAUGUUGAGACUAGGACUGGGUUGAACAUUGAGAAGGCCCCUGCUGAGAAUGUACAUAGCGUCUAG
Messenger RNA from Penicillium nucicola, 1611 nucleotides. Its product is annotated as MDR family MFS transporter. Bases 1 to 1611 code for a protein of 536 amino acids. Gene Ontology annotation, molecular function: transmembrane transporter activity. Gene Ontology annotation, biological process: transmembrane transport. The transcript is spliced from 3 exons. NCBI's taxonomy places the organism in Eukaryota, Fungi, Ascomycota, Eurotiomycetes, Eurotiales, Aspergillaceae. The record is from RefSeq and is a predicted model, not a curated record.